CGCCUAUGUUUGUGUACCAAGCUGAUCCUGUGGGAGUUCAACUCUUUUCCUAUGUAAGCUGUUUUGUUUUUCCGAUAAAUUUGCAUGGUUACUGUCUACGGGAAUGCAAACGCUCCAUUGUCGUAGAACUUUCAAAUUGCAUGUCGCGUGCAUUAUGACGUAAUUAAUUAAUUAAAUGAUUGAUGUCAGGAAUGGUAAUGAGCAGUUCUCUUGGGUUUUCUACAAUGGCGAAAGUUUUAUCCUCUCUCAAGAAAAUUAUCAAGUCUAUACGAUUAGUUUUUGUGGGGCGUUUUGCAGUAUUCGUCCUGCUUUUGACACAGUGUAGUUUUUUCGCCGCUUAUCCAAUAUGGUACACGGAUAAUCUGCGUUGGAUUGCUGUCGUAACGUUGUACUUUCCAGCGAUAUUUUACUGGGGUCACUGCCUGAAAAUUGGUGCAGGACUUGCCAGAAUGUUUCAUACCUGGGGACUGUUCGUUCUGGUUGCUUUAGUACCCAACAUAGCCAUCACGUUUGGAGUAUGUGGAGACGAACUCGACAACGAAAGCUAUCUCGGCCCAAACACUUUGAAAGUGAUUAUAUGCUUCACUCCAGUUCUGUUCCUCCUUUUACUAAACACAGCAAAAGACUUGGGAGAACACGAAGACUAUAGACAGCUUGCUACGCAGUUGUCUCUUCGCAUAUCCAUUGAUCUGUUCGAUGGAGUCGCCAUGUUGGAUGUGGUACUCGACGAGAGAGAGAAUCACUACGGAAUUGAGAAAGGAUUUGGAAUAAUGAUGAUCAGCGUGGCUUGUUUUAGCUUUGCGUUGUCCCUUUUACAAAUGGUGGAAAAUAAGCUCGAUCAAGGACGCUGCCAACUUCGCAAGAAGCUCGUCAUCAUCCGCAGUGGUAUUCAAAUGGUUCUGGUGAAUGUGAUCUUCUUGAUAAUUCGUCUGGUGAUCUUCAUAAAGUACGGAAAAGAUGAAUCUAUCUUUAUGGCAAAAAAUGGCAUCGCCAUAUUUCUCUCCUUGUCUGAGAUCUAUCAUUUAUUGAACCGUAAGAUUUGAAUCCGACUUGCGUUAACUUCUUUGUCUUAGCUUACACUGAAAAUUAAAAAUUCAUAACGUUUUCUUUACUCCUUUGAAUUUUUGAUAUAGUUACACUUUGGCUAAAAGCUGUUCAGU
Messenger RNA from Orbicella faveolata, 1160 nucleotides. RefSeq lists its product as uncharacterized. Lineage: Eukaryota; Metazoa; Cnidaria; Anthozoa; Scleractinia; Merulinidae. The record is from RefSeq and is a predicted model, not a curated record.